CCUCAUCCCAAGCUACUUGAAUCUCAAUCCGAUCCAUACACUAACCACUCUCUCUCUCUCUCUCUCUCUCAUUACGAAACAAAGAAAGAAGCAAUGGCUCUAAUGGGACCUUUAUUGCUGUUCUGUGUUCUUCUUGUUCUCUCUUUGAGUUCUUCAUGUUAUAGUAGCAGCUUCCAAGAGAACUCAUUACUUCAUAGUUAUGUUGAUGAUGCUUAUCGUGAAGCAACUGGUUUUUUUGGUUCCGGGGCAGCUCAUCCUUCGUACACGAGCAUCCUUGAGAAUCUCAAGUUCUCUGACCGGAUCAAUCUCCGAACUCGGCUCUUCAGCACAUCAUCUUCCGUUAAAAAGGUUAGCGUCGAUGAUUUUGGCGCCAAAGGGAAUGGUGCUGCUGAUGACACACAGGCAUUCCAAAAGGCAUGGAAGACAGCUUGUAGUUCCAGUGGGGCACUAGUUCUUCUGGUGCCAAAGAAGAACUAUCUUGUUAAGCCAAUCACAUUUUCAGGGCCAUGCAAAUCUCAGCUUACAAUGCAGAUAUAUGGAACCAUAGAAGCAUCUGGUGACAGGUCAGUCUACAGCAAAGAUCUCAAUCACUGGAUCAUGUUUGACAACGUUCGAAAUCUGUUAGUUCAGGGUCCUGGAACCAUCAAUGGCAACGGUCAAAUCUGGUGGCAAAACUCUUGCAAAAGAAAACAAACCAAGCCCUGCGGGACGCAAGCACCUACGGCUGUGACCUUCUACAAAUGUAAUAACUUGGUGGUGAAGGAUCUGAAGUUCCAAGACGCACAGCAAAUGCACGUCAGUUUCGAAGAGUGCACUAAUGUUCAAGCUUUGUAUCUAACAGUAACUGCGCCGGAGACUAGUCCCAACACUGACGGUAUUCAUGUUGCCAAUACCCAGAACAUCACAAUCUCGAACAGUAAUAUCGGAACAGGUGAUGAUUGCAUUUCAAUUGUGAGUGGAUCCCAAAAUGUGCAAGCCUCCAGUAUUACCUGUGGACCUGGCCAUGGAAUCAGUAUCGGUAGCUUGGGGAAAGGAGGGUCUGAAGACCAUGUUUCGCAAGUAACAGUGAACGGAGCUAAGAUUUCAGGAACCACGAAUGGAAUCAGGAUCAAAACAUGGCAAGGAGGCUCAGGAAUGGCAAGCGACAUUGCUUUUCAAAACAUAGAAAUGAAUGAUGUGACCAACCCCAUAAUCAUAGACCAAAACUACUGUGACACCAGUGACGAAGGACAAUGCAAACAACAGAGCAAGGCAGUGAAGGUACAAAAUGUGUUGUACCAAAACAUCAGAGGGACAAGCACUUCAAAAGAUGCCAUAACAUUUGAUUGCAGCAAGAGCAUUCCAUGUCAGGGAAUUGUGCUGCAAAAUGUUCAACUCGACAAAGGAGCAGAAUGCAGCAAUGUUAAUCUGGCUUACAAAGGAAAUGUCUCCCCUCGAUGUGCUUAAAAAUUCAUAGAAACAAGGGCAUCAUGAAAAUUGGCUUUAGGUUGUGAAUAUACAUACCAUUGUAGAUAAAUAAUCUCUGAAAUUAUCGUGUAAUUAAAAGUAUACUAACCAAAUCAAUAAAAUCCAGUUCAUUGAAUUUCAAGACAAA
Rosa chinensis is the source of this 1594-nucleotide messenger RNA. Its product is annotated as polygalacturonase. The record is from RefSeq and is a predicted model, not a curated record. Gene Ontology annotation, molecular function: polygalacturonase activity. NCBI's taxonomy places the organism in Eukaryota, Viridiplantae, Streptophyta, Magnoliopsida, Rosales, Rosaceae. Gene Ontology annotation, biological process: anther dehiscence; fruit dehiscence; pectin catabolic process. The transcript has 7 exons. The coding region runs from base 94 to 1446 and encodes 450 amino acids.